AAAAGAGCACUUUUCACAAACAUCGCGAGAGUUUGCGAGAGUUCCGGUGUUGUGAUGAUGAACGUCCCUGCCAACAUGGCGGUCAGCAUCCGCGGCCGUCAGACCCGGAGUGUACGGAUGCGAGGUCGGAAUGACAGCGGGGAGGAGAAUGUACCGCUGGAUCUCACGCGGGAACCCUCCGAUAACAUGCGUGAGAUCCUGCAGAACAUCGCAAAACCUCACGGGGUCUCAAACAUGAGAAAGCUUGGCCAUCUGAACAACUUUGUGAAGCUCCUAAACAGUGUCAAUCAUUGUGAAGAAAAGCUGGGAUUUACAUACGAGGAAAUCAUCAUUUGUUUGCGCGUGGCAUUGCUGAAUGAAGUUAAAGAGGUUCGGGCAGCGGGUUUGAGAGUGUUGCGCUAUCUGAUCCGAGAGAGCAGCGUCCUUCAGAAAGUUCUUCGGCUGCAGGUGGAUUACCUCAUCUCCAGGUGUGUUGACAUCCAGCAGAGUAAUGAGGUGGAAAGAACUCAAGCCCUCCGAUUGGUCAGAAAGAUGAUAACGGUGAAUGCGCAGCUCUUCCCGAGGUCGGUGACCAAUUCUUUGAUCGCCGUGGGAAACGAUGGACUGCAGGAGAGAGAUCGGAUGGUGCGAGCGUGUAUCGCCACUAUUUGUGAACUUGCGUUGAGAAACCCAGAGGUGGUGGCCCUGCAGGGAGGUCUGAGCACCAUUCUAAAGAACGUUCUGGACUGUCAGCUGAGCCGCAUCAACGAAGCUCUGAUCACCACCAUACUGCACCUGCUCAAUCACCCCCAAACACGACAAUACCUGCGCGCUGAUGUUGAACUAGAGCAAAUUCUCGCACCUUACACAGACUUUCACUACAGACACAACCCCGACACAGCGGAGGCACAGAUCAAAGAGGACAGAGAGAGUCGUUUUUUAUCCAGUAAAAUGGCCAUCGUGGCUGCGUUCCGCUCAUGGUCAGGUAUCAUCAAUCUGUGUAAAGCUGGAAACUCGGGCGUUCAGUCUUUGAUCGGUCUGCUCUGUAUACCGAACAUGGAAGUCAGGAAAGCUUUGUUAGAGGUCAUGUAUGACAUCUUCAGAUUGCCUGCUCCCAUGGUGACGGAUGAUUUUGAGGAAGCUCUGCACAGUGUGGACCCCAGCAGGUUUCAGGACGGCUGGAGGUUAUCUGAUGGAUUUGUAGCAGCCGAGGGUAAAGUCAUAUUGCCUCACAGAGCACGAUCCAGACCAGAUCUGAUGGAUAACUAUCUGGCUUUGCUGCUGUCAGCCUUUAUCAACAGUGGACUGCUGGAGGGUCUGGUGGAGGUGGUGACGGGCAGUGAUGGACAGAUAUCAGUCAGAGCUACAGUACUUCUCGGAGAGCUUCUGCACAUGGCCAAUACGAUUCUUCCUCACUCUCACAGUCAUCAUUUACACUGUUUACCAACGCUGAUCAACAUGGCAGCUUCAUUUGACAUCGAUCAGGAGAAACAAUUACGAGCCAGCGCAGCUGUUAACCACCUGAAGCGCUUCCACGAAAAGAAACGGCGAGGGCCCAGCCCGUACAGUCUUUACCUGGAUCACAUUCUGCGCAGGACGGCCACAUCCACACACAAGAAAGAUCAACGGUCACACAUAGACGCCUAUAUCACGAAGGACACUGAGGAGGCGCUGAUGAUGAAUCUGAGGGACAGUCAGAUUCUCAGUCACAAACAGAAUCUGGAGUGGAACUGGGUUCUUAUCAUCACUAUACUGAAGUGGCCGAACGUGAACCUUAAAAACAACAAAGACGAACAAAUGCACAAGUUUGUGAGGAGGUUGCUGUAUUUCUAUAAGCCCAGCAGUAAGCUGUACUCAACUCUGGAGCUGGAUCACAGUAAAUCCAGGCAGCUGACGGUAGCCGGAUGUCAGUUCGUGCAGUUCCUCUUGGAUUCUGAGGAGGACGGUCAUAUGUAUUUAGAGGAGCUGGUGAAGGAUGUCGCACAGUGGCUCACUUCCUCCUCGGGGUUCAAAUCUGAACGCGGUCUCCAUAGCAACGGCCUCCUCAAAACACUCAGUCAGCACUACUUCCUGUUUGUGGGUACCCUGUCGUCACAGCCGGCCGGAGUCAAGAUGCUGGAGAAAUGUGGCGUAUUUCAGUGUCUGUUAAACAUGUGCUUAAUGAAAAACCAAGAUCAUCUGUUGAAGUUGACAGUGUCGACGCUGGACUACAGCAGAGAUGGACUCUCUCGAGUCAUCCUGUCCAAGAUCCUCACCGCAGCCACUGACAACUGUCGUCUGUACGGCACCAAACAUCUGCGUGUGCUGCUGCGAGCUAACGUUGAGUUCUUCAGUAACUGGGGGAUGGAGUUACUGGUCACGCAGCUCCACGACCACAACAAAACCAUCUCGAUGGAAGCGCUGGACAUCCUGGAUGAAGCCUGUGAGGACAAGGCGAACCUCCACACUUUGAUUCACAUGAGACCAGCGCUGUCUCAUCUGGGAGAUAAAGGACUUCUGCUGCUGUUGAGGUUUCUGUCCAUCCCGAAAGGCUUCACAUACCUGAAUGAAAGAGGUUACGUCGACAAACAGCUGGAAAUAUGGCAGAAGGAGUAUAAUUUAAAGUAUGUGGACAUGAUCGAAGAGCAGCUGAACGAAGCGCUUACGACAUAUCGCAAACCUGUCGACGGAGACAACUACGUCCGUCGCAGCAACCAAAGGUCACAGAGGCCGAAUGUCUUUCUUCCGGUUCAUUUGUACGGGCAGCUGGUUCACGAUAAGACCGGCUGUCUUCUGUUAGAAGCACAGGGUGUAGUUCAGGAUCUCUGCCACACGGUUCGAUCUCCAAUUUUGGAUAAAUGGGAAGGCAUUAAACGCUUGAAAGCUGUGCUCUGGGCUCUGGGACACAUCGGCAGCUCAAACUGGGGACUCAACCUGCUGCAGGAGGAGAACCUGUUGCCAGACAUUAUCGCACUGGCACAACACUGCGAGGUUCUGUCUGUACGAGGUACAUGUGUGUAUGUGUUGGGUGUGAUCAGCCGGACGAGACAGGGCGGUGAUGUGCUGAAGGUGUUAGGAUGGGAUUCGGUACGUCACAGCAGAAGACAGCAGUGGCCUGUCGUCCCUGAUGAGUUGGACGCUCCACUGCCCAGUGAACUGUCGUCUGUACCCAGCACGCUCUCUCUCACCUCUGAAUCAAUCAGCUCACGACACAACAGUGAGAGCGAAAGUCAGCCGAGUUUGUACUUCAUGGAUGAUGAUCGUGAAGGGUUGGACAUGUACGAUGACUCUUCUCUCUUCGGACACACGAAACCUCAGAAAGACCGAAGCCCAUUCACCAUCCUGACGCCGUCACACCUCAGAAACCGUUUCCUGAACUCUCUGUCUCUCUCCACUAAGAAGGGUCGGAGCGACUCCAAAGGCACUAAUGUGGGAAAAUCACCCGAGGAUCUGAGGCUCAUGCGCCGGAACCAAACAACGACAGAAUCUUCAAACUGCUCGCUUGGUCACUCGGGAGAGGGAGACGUGUUUUAUAACGGCAGUCGUGUGUCUUGCAGCCCGACAGUCAACCUGGAGACGUCUUUCGUGCUCAUAAACACUCUGUCAGAUGAAAACUCAGAUUCAGACGUCGGAGGUCAGCAUAAGGCCGUGACCCCGGGUGAUGGUGAGCCGAGUAGUAGGGAGCAACUGACGCGUGACCGCUCCUCCGUGCUGCCAGACGGCGGCACAUUUAAAAGUCGCAGUCAGAGCUUCAACACAGACACCACCACUAGCGGCAUCAGUUCCAUGAGCUCCUCCCCUUCUCGAGAGAUGGCUGUCACCAUGGAUACGGACUGCGCCAGCCUCAAUACGGUGGUGAGCGCCAAGACCGUGAAAAUGCAAAACUCGCUCAGCCCCCAUUCCGCUCGCGGCCACAUCCCGUUGUCAAAAUCCAAUUCCACAUCUCUUAUUCCGCCCGGGUCGUCACACACACUCCCUCGCAGGGCCCAGUCGCUGAGAUCUCCCUCCGUGAACACCAUCAAUAGCCUCGUGGACUGCAGUUUUAUGUACACGAGUCCACGUGACGCUUUGGGAUACGACGUGUUAAAGCGUCUGCAGCAGCAGAGGAUUCAUUCAUCUCUUUCCCACAGUGAAGCUCUUUCUUCUCCCGCUAAAGACGUGCUGUAUACAGACACCAUCACGAUGAAAACACGCAGCCUCGACAUACGGCUCACACCACGGGGGUUUUUGAAAGCUUUGAGUUUUGCGUCACUGGAUAAAGAGGACUUGUUGAGUCCGAUCAAUCACUCGACCCUGCAGCGUUCAUCGUCUCUGCGCUCUAUGGUCUCCAGCGCCACCUUUGGCUGCAGUGAGGAUUACAUCGGCCUCGCAUUGCCCAUGGACAUCAACCAUCUGUUCCAGAUUAAAGAAACGUCAUAUUUCCAGAAGAGAACAAGCCCACCUGCCGGAGAAAACUCUCCCCAAUUUAUUUUUGGAGAAACUGAUGAGUCUUGUCGCGGUCCCGCUCUGAAGCAGCAGGUCAGUAUUACAGAGCUGUUGAACAGCAGUCGUUCGGAUCAGCAUCAUCUGUUGGGUGAUGAUGAGACGUCAGGUUUACAGGAACACACGGAGGAGAACUGUCUGUACUGCAGCGCUCUCACUGUACUCGACUCGGACACACACAACCAUCUGAACAACACACACACUCGCACAGAUCUGACGGAUGGCUUCUCUCAGUGGCACAGACAGCCAUCCCAUAAUCACCUGGAGGUGAUCGCGCAUUCAAAGUACUCGGGAGUUUCAGGCUGCAGUGACGCAGCUGUGAGUCAGGGCUCGGCCAGCAGCACUCCCAGUACAGAACUCAUACUGGAUGGUAAAGCAAUAUCUGAGGACGGACAUGCCUGUAAAGUCCUGUUGAGAAAAGAGGUUCUGCGUUUGGUCAUCAAUCUCAGUUCAUCCGUCGGUACCAAAGGUCAUGAAACGGGACUGCUCAAGAUAAAAGAGAAGUUUCCAUAUGCAUUCGAUGACAUCUGCCUUUACUCAGAGGUCUCCUUCCUGUUAGCCAACUGCACGUUUCGUCUGGCUUCACGACGCUUCAUUCAGGAGCUCUUCCAGGACGUGCAGUUCAGUUCACUGUAUGAUGAAGCUGAAGCCGUGUUGGCGAAGCCAAAAUCUGCUCCAGUGGAGACGUCAGAGUCUUGAUAUCUCCUACAAACUUUCUGAAACACCUGUUACUCUCAUUCCUCCGCUUCAUCUUCCAUUGUCUCACAUGCACGACAACAGGACGGAGAAAACGCUGACGUAGCGCUGAAGUGGAUGAGAGCAUGAAGGAACGAGAACACCACGGUGAAGGAACAGGAGAAACACGCCCCUGGACUUUCCAUUGCGUGUCUGAACGAGGGACGAUUUACCAAAUAAUGUCUUCAGACUGUGAAUCAGAGCUAAAGACUAGAACAAUUUAAAUAAAUAAAAUGCUGUUUACACUUUAAGAGCGCCGGAUGUACAGAUGAGAUGAAAGGUCACGUGACGCAUACACGCUGAUGUAUCAGUCAUGUAAACACCACAGAAAACUCUCCUGAACUGAGAAGAUCAAUUACGUUUAUACUAUUUAUUUUUCUUCUUUUUUUGUACAUGUGUGUGUGGGUUUGUAUGACCUCCAGACGAUCAGAAUUCAGUAUUUUUGAGAACCGCAUUGUAACUCAUAUGGUGUUUUUUGGGGGAUCUGUCAUGUGCUUGACAUCUUAUUUUCUUGUGAAAUGUAUUUAUUAGCAGCUCUGUUUAAGACGCAGAAAUGGAAAUAGGAUUUUCUUUACAUCGUGAUGAAAACUUUAGAGUGAAUGUUCUUAAAUGUCCUAAAUGUGACUUUUUAUGUUAACACAGAGUAAUAGUUAAUUUGACAGGUUUAGUACGAGUGAUUAUCAGCUGGACCUGUUCUGGGUUUAUUACCUGUUAAAUUCUAUUUAAAACUGUUGAUCUUAUUUUGACUCAUUUCACGUUUACAAACAACAAAUGUUUAUUUUUCACGUGGGAAAAUUCACCCAAAGAUUUAAAUUCUUUCGUCAUUUAUUCACUUUAACUGGAUGUCAUUCAUAAUCGGAAACUUUUCUUUUGUGAAAGUUAAUGGUUAAUGUUGUUUGGUUAUUCAAAACAUCUUUCUUUUGUGUUCUGCAUAAGAAAGUCAUACAGGUUUGGACUGACGUGAGGUCAGUAAAUGAUGACACAAUUUUAUUUUAUUUGGGUGAACUGUCACUUUAAAAUACAAGUCUGUGAGGUCUACAGGUGACCCAUAUGUUGUGUGUAAAGAAUAAAGACAAAAGUUAUAUUUUAGGGCAAUUAAGACUCAUUUGUCCUAAUGAAACUUAAGCCCAGUUGGACAAUUAAGUUUUAUCAUCACAAUGGAAAAUAUACCCGGUUUGUCUUUACUGUAUUUAAUGAGGAUCAUCAUUCAUGAAAAAAUAAAUUCCACAUGAGAAUUGUAAUAAAAAUGCCACACUUACCA
Molecule: messenger RNA, 6436 nt
Organism: Triplophysa dalaica
Lineage: Eukaryota; Metazoa; Chordata; Actinopteri; Cypriniformes; Nemacheilidae
Gene: rictora
Product: RPTOR independent companion of MTOR, complex 2 a
Exons: 38
Coding region: 55-5139 (1694 amino acids)
Biological process (GO): positive regulation of phosphatidylinositol 3-kinase/protein kinase B signal transduction; TORC2 signaling
Cellular component (GO): TORC2 complex
Molecular function (GO): protein serine/threonine kinase activator activity
Source: RefSeq, a predicted model, not a curated record